AUGAUUUCGGAGCAAACAACAUCUCAAACAGAGGAACAAUCAUUGGGUUCUUCUUCAUCAUCAAUAACAAGUACUACCACUACUACUGCUACUACUAGAACAUAUGAUGUAGAAAUGGAAAGGAUGAGAAGAGAUUAUUUUAAUCAUGAUGAAAGUAUUGUACAUUUAGAUCAUGCAGGUAGUACAUUAACAAGUAGUAAAUGUUUAAAGAAAGCCUUUGAACAAUUAUUUUUCCCUAAUAAUAAUGAUAAUAAUAAUGAGGAUGAAACGAAUGAAACAAAUGAUAAUGAUGAUACAUUAAUUAAUAAUAAUAAUAAUAAUAAUAAUACAAUGAAGUAUGAUCAUAAUACAUCAAAAUAUUCAAGUACAAAUGUAUCAAUUGAUUUAUCUAAAUAUAAACCUGAUUUUAUAGUAGCAAGUUUAUAUAAAUGGUUUGGAUAUCCAACUGGAUUAGGAAUUUUAUUAAUUCGUAAAAUUAGAAUUUCAAAAAUUAAUUUUCAACCAAGAAAUAAUUAUUUUGCAGGUGGAAAUGUUCAAAAAAUAAUUUAUUAA
This is a messenger RNA of Naegleria gruberi, 552 nucleotides long. RefSeq lists its product as uncharacterized. The record is from RefSeq and is a predicted model, not a curated record. The transcript is spliced from 3 exons. Gene Ontology annotation, molecular function: molybdenum cofactor sulfurtransferase activity. Lineage: Eukaryota; Heterolobosea; Eutetramitea; Acrasida; Naegleriidae. The coding region runs from base 1 to 552 and encodes 183 amino acids. Gene Ontology annotation, biological process: molybdopterin cofactor metabolic process.